Messenger RNA from Tachysurus fulvidraco (yellow catfish), 2391 nucleotides. Its product is annotated as interferon-induced protein 44-like. Bases 1540 to 2136 code for a protein of 198 amino acids. NCBI's taxonomy places the organism in Eukaryota, Metazoa, Chordata, Actinopteri, Siluriformes, Bagridae. The transcript is spliced from 9 exons. The record is from RefSeq and is a predicted model, not a curated record.
AGUUAUAAACCGUGAGUAUAUGUGGGUUCUUGUUUUUCUGUUAUCUGAUCUUUACAUGAACAUUUUGAUCUUUAAUUAUGUCAGUUAGGCUUUAAGAAUUUUCUUGGAUGUUGAACAGAAGAUAAUUAAAUAUGGACAUGCGUGUAGUGUGUAAUGCGAGACACAGAGGAGGAAGCCGGAGUGAAAGCAAACAGAGUUUAUUUGCCAAAAAUACGGAAGUAGAGUAAUCCGGUGGUGCGCGGUAGAAGCAAGGCCCACAAAGGUCCAGAGUUAUGGGAAGAAAGGCAGUCGGUGUAAUAUCCAGGGGAGCGCUUAGGAGAAGCACGAAGCUGAACACAAACACGGGAGUGUCGAGGAAUGAGCAGCCAAGCCAUGGAUAUGUUUGUCUUCCUCAUAUAUUAAACACCUCUCAUUUGAAGCUAUCCUGCGAACGGGUCUGUCUCCUAUCCUUCCUAUCCUGUCUCCGGGGUCUGACAGAAUGAAUCCGCCUAAAGACCAUGCAGACCCAGCAGGAUAGCUUCCAGCUCGGACAGGCUUUUUUUUCCUUUCCCCCUGGACUGUUCCGUCAGUCCUUCUGGCCCUUUUUCCGAUGACAUCGCUUCCGGUGAGGGACGCCGCUCCGUUCCCGGGUCAACCGAGGAGGACGACGCCUCACUACAUUUGCGGAGGAUUUCACCUUCCUAGUGGGGUCCCUUUUUUAUUUAUUUUUUUGGUGCCCUGUGGCAUCGCCCCGCAUCUCUCCGGUGAAGGAUGCUGCUCCGUUUCCAGUUUCUCCGAGGAGGACGUCGCUUUACUUCUUCCGCGGGGGGUGUUGCAGGCCCGAGGCAGGGGCUCUUUCCCGCCCUCCCGCCCUUUUCCCAGCUCGUCGAGGGUUUGGCCGCGGUGCAUUGGGGAAUGCUGCUCGUCCCUUCAGCUUGGAUGCGGACAUCGCCUCGGCCCUUCAGCUCGGCUGUGGACGUCGCUCGGCCCUCUCCGGCUGCGCCGCCGUGUGCCCUACUCUCCCCACCUACCUCACAGUUUGCCUUGGAAACCCCUCCCCCCCGGACCUUGCCGGGUUUUGGCGCUUCGGGAGCCGCGCCUUAAGGGGGGGUUCUGUCAGUGAUCAGCGCGGAUCUGUCAGGGAUCAGCGCGGACUUUUGGCCAUAAUUAAUUGUAUAAAAUGGAAAAUGAGCAUUCCGGACCAAGUUCACCUCCAGAUCCCAAACUUGAAUUUGAUCGUCCAUGGAGGAAAAUGGCUUGGGGAGAAAAGGACAAAAUUGAACAGAAACUGAGGACAUUCAGGCUCAAGAGAACAAGUGCUCAGUUCAUCAGGAUUCUGGUUGUUAGUGAUGUCGGAGCAGGAAAGUCCAGUUUUAUAAACUCAGUCAAUAAUGCUUUCCAAGGAACGAAUCACCUCUGGGGCUCUGGUUGACGGGACAGGAGGUACCAGAUUCACAAAGAACGCAAGCAUUUUCUAAAGUUUAAAUUCUACUUCAGUACAAAACUCAUUAUAUUGAAGCAGAGGAUGGCUCCAGUUUGCCUUUUGUCUUUAAUGAUACCAUGGGACUUGAGGACAGAGAGUCUGGUGCAAAUGCAGACGACAUCAUCAGAGCCAUAUACGGCUUACUUCCGGAAGGACACAAUUUUGAUACUGUGACCUCCACAGAGGACGAGUUCAUUUGCAUGGGCUUUCAUAGUACAGUGCCGUUUGAUACACGUGCGAGGGACGUUAACUACAGAAGCAACCCAAAUGUCGAGGAUCAAACCACAUGCCUGGUCAACAUUAUUGCUGCAGACAAAAUAUCAAUCAUGAAUAAUGGGGUCAUUGAUAAGCUGAAAAAAAUCCGUCAGGCUGCUACCGAACGGAAUAUGCCUCAAGUAAUCAUCAUGACAAGACCAGAUUCAGCAUGUCCACUGGUUCAACAGGACUUAAGGAAGAUCUACACCAGCAAGAAGAUCAAGGAGAAGAUGGAAGUGUGUAGUAAUACACUGGGGAUUCCUAUGAAUUACAUUUUCCCUGUGAAGAACUACCAUGAGGAGAUAGACACAGAUGAUGACAUGGAUCUUCUGAUUCUCCAUCCACUUAAUCAGAUUGUGCUCAUGGCUGCAGACUGUUUGAACGAAAAAUCAUUUAAAUCUGUUGAAAAAACUGAGUAGGGACUGAGUAAGGAGUGUAUAAUGCCUCUGUGUAUAAAUGUAGCCCAAAGUGAUUUACACAGCAUUUAAAAUACACAAUAAAAGACAUGAUUACCUUUUAUUGGAGAAUAGAAAGAAGUGUGUUGCUAAAAUAAGUGUAACACUGUUUUCUGUAUUUAUGGAGCACAUUAGAUUAUUUUACUUUAGUUACAGUUACUGAUUAAAUAAACCCUAAAAAGUGAGGAAUUCUAUGUAAAUGUUAAUCUUAUUAAUAAA